AAAUGAUAAUGGCAAAUAAAAAUAGUGUGAAGUCUUUAAAGAAAAACAAAAGGCAAGUAGACGACACAUAUAAUAAUGAAUCAUUAAAUGAUUAUAAAAUUUCUUCAGUAGUAGAAGAAAAAAAAGAAAAAAAAACAAUUCUAACAAAAAUAACACAGAAUGCAGAGAAUGCUCAUGCUGAUAGGAAAGUUAAUAAAAAGUUAUCAGCUAAUAAUAAGAUUUCUCCAAUAACAGAAAAAAAGAAACCAAAAGAAAAAAAAGCAAUUGCAAAAAUAUUAACACAGGAUUAUUCUGCUAAUAAGAGAGUUAAUAAAAAGUUAUCAAAUAAAAAUAAAAUUUUUAAUUUUGAAACUAAUCAGACAGACAUAGAUUCAAGAAAAGAUUGCACUGAUGAUGAAGAAAUAAAUAAAAGUCAUGAUUUAAGUAAAACUCCAAGAAAAAAUAACAUAGAAAAUUUAGAAAACAUAGAGAAUUUAGAAAACAUAGAGAAUAUUAAAACAGAAGAUAUACAUUUACUUGAGACUCCAAAAAAAAGUGAUAUAUCAAAAGAUUUAGAAAGCACAAACAUUAAACUAGAAAGCACAAACAUUAAAAUAGAAAAUGCAGAUACUCCAAUAAAAUCGACUAUUAAAUUGGGUAUUGAUUCAGUAGAAUGGCAUACACAAACUGAAAUAUCAUCAGUAUCUAAACAAAAGAGGAGACAUCUAUAUGAUGAAAGUACACCCAAAAAAAGAAUAAAAAGAAAUCUUAAUAGUGAUAUUAGUAAUUGUGAUCAAUUAUUUGAUAUUGAAAAAAAAGAAUUAUGCGAUAACGAAUUAGAUGAUUUUGAACAUAUUGAAAUGAUACAUGAUCCCAAUUCUUUGAUAAACUUUGAAGAAAGUACAAUUUUUUGUUCAGCAAAUGAAGUCAUGCCAGAUGAUCAGAAUAUAGAAAUAUCUAGAGACUCAAAGUCUGAUCCGCUUUACAUUACUGAUAAUGAUAAUAUUAGUAUAGCUCAUGAAAAUAUAGAAAAUGAAGAAACAAAUACAGGAAAUAAGAUUAAAAGAAAAAGAAAACAUAAAUCUAGUAAUACUGAUGUAGAUUCUGAUGUAGAUUACGAGUUUUCUGAACAUGAUUCAGAAGAUUUGGAUUUUAAUAUACCAUUAGAAGAUGAAAAUGAAUUAACUGAAGAAGCAACAAAAAGAUUAUAUAAUUUGAAAGUAAAAUUAAUACAUAAAGUACCAGUACAACAUAAAAUUGAACAUACAACAGGCUCAAAAAUAUUAACAAAAAAAGAGAAAGAGCUAUUCUUAAAACAUUCAUCACUAAAAAGUGGUGUAUUUACACCCAGUGAAGAUAAAAUUAUUAUAGAUAAUUGGAAAAAAUUUUGUAAAGUUCACAAUUGGAAUUCUAAAUGUGUACAUCCAUUCAUUCAAAUGAAAUAUACUGGUAAAUUUUAUAUAAGAAGCAUGGAAGAAAGACAAAAAUUCACUCAAUUUUUAGCAAAUGGAUUACCACGAAGGACAUUGUAUAGUGUUUUAAAUAGAUUCAAGUACUUAUUUGGAAACCAUGAAAAAAGUUUUCAAAGAUAUACAUCUGCUGAAGAUGAGACAAUUUUAUCUUACUUGAACAAUAAACAAAAUAGGAAAAGAUUACGUAGAUUUUCAGAAUUAAGUAAAAUAUUAGGACGCUCAAGUCAUUCAAUUUGGACACGUUAUCAACGGCUUGAACGGAUGCAUAAAAAAAAUAAAGAACAAUUGCCUAAAAUUACAUGGUCAUUAUUUUUAAUUGAAAAAUUUAUAAAAACUUUUAUGAGUGUAACACUAUGUGAUAAUAUAGAAGAUUUAAAAGAUGCUGUUAUUCCAAAAGUGGUUUGGCAAAGAUUAGAAAAAAAAAUAGGUAUAAACCAUGAUAUAUUGAGGAAAUUCUGGAUAUAUAAAUUGCAUAUGCAAUUAUUUUGUCCAGAACGAAUCUCGAAUAAUCGAGAAAUAAUUUGGUCAAAAGUUGCAAAAUAUUUUGAUGGAAUUACUACUGCCUUUUUAUGUAGAACAUUUUCUAAUCUCGUUCAAGAAGCAAGUCAAAAAAUAAAUACAAAAGAAUUUCUUGAAAUCAUGGAAUAUUUAUAUAAUGAAAAGAUACAAACUAUAAAGGAUGAAGUAACUGAUAAAUUUCUUCCUAGACUCUGUUAUAACGGAAAAGUUAAAAUUGUAGCUGAAGACUUGAACGAAGAUACCAAUACGGAA
Molecule: messenger RNA, 2222 nt
Organism: Heterotrigona itama
Lineage: Eukaryota; Metazoa; Arthropoda; Insecta; Hymenoptera; Apidae
Source: the annotation of a GenBank genome assembly